GUUGAAAUAAAUAUAUGAUAGAUGUUAGUAGAUGUGCAUGUACUAAGAUCUUACUACUACUACUACUAUUAUGAAUAAUGUGGAAGGCACUCGUGUGGGGGUCACAAUACAUAUAAGCCCCACAUUCCCUCUUUUAUAUCUUUCGUCCUUCCUUUCUCUAGUAGUAGCUACCCCUCCUCCCCUCUCUUAUAACACUUUCCUUUCCACCUUCUCCAACGUUCCAUUCCACCCCUUCAUUGCUUCACUUCACACACACUACUACUACUAUCUCUCAUCAUCAUCAUCAUCAUCAUAUAUUCAUCUCCUCCUCUAAAAUAUAUUUAUCCUAAGUAGCUAGAGACUACAUUAAUAUCCAAUAAUCCGAUUCUAAAAAAAAGAAAAAAGAAAGUCAUUUAGUUAGAAAAAAUAUAUAUAAAAGAAAAAGAAGAAAAAAAAAACGCGAGUAAGUGAGUUACCAUUAGCACAAUGGGUGAGAUGCGUCUACCUAGCUUAGAAGCAGAAGCUACAACUCCUAAGAAAUCAUGUUCGGAGGUCCAUUUACCCGACCCGGAACAAAAGAGGCCCAAAAGGCCCAGAGAAAGCAACAACACUAACAGCAAACACCCGGUUUACAGAGGUGUUAGAAUGCGGGCCUGGGGAAAGUGGGUAUCCGAAAUCCGCGAGCCCAGAAAGAAGAACCGGAUCUGGCUGGGAACGUUCGCGACUCCAGAAAUGGCGGCUCGAGCUCAUGACGUGGCAGCACUAGCCAUAAAAGGCAACUCCGCCAUUCUGAACUUCCCUGAACUUGCUCCUUCAAUGCCCCGACCCGAUUCAAACUCGCCUCGUGAUGUUCAAGCAGCCGCCGUGAAAGCAGCCGCUAUGGAAGUUACGGAACAGCAAAGUUGGUCAUCAUCGGAAAAGCCAGACGAACUGGGUGAAAUAGUGCAACUACCGUCAUUAGAAACGAGUUUUGAAAUACCCGACCCGAAUAACGAAUUGGUGUAUUUUGAUCCAUGGCCUUAUUCUCACAGUUGGUAUAAUCAAAGCAUUUACGAUGAAAGGGAUUAUUUUAUCGGGGAACAGAUUUCAAUGCAGCAUAACGACGAGUCUGGAAGUAAUAAUAAUAAUGUGAUUCUUUGUGGUUUUGAGGGUUCAUUGUGGCAGCAUUAAUGUUACCCUUUGCUUUUUUCUACUAUUACUAUCACUUCAUCUUUUUCUUUCUUUCUUUUUUAAAUUAAAUUUAUUUAUGUCUGAGCCCUUUUGCAAUUUUUCACUUUAAGGGCUAAAUACAUUUCUUCUUUAUUACUAUCUCUUCUCUUGCUUUCAGGAAUA
Molecule: messenger RNA, 1311 nt
Organism: Cicer arietinum (chickpea)
Lineage: Eukaryota; Viridiplantae; Streptophyta; Magnoliopsida; Fabales; Fabaceae
Product: ethylene-responsive transcription factor TINY-like
Biological process (GO): regulation of DNA-templated transcription
Molecular function (GO): DNA-binding transcription factor activity; DNA binding
Source: RefSeq, a predicted model, not a curated record